CGAUCCUAUCAGUACUGCUUUUUCCGGUGGGUUGAAGUGAAAGAGGGAAUGAGUUAUUGUUGUGGAGGUUGGCGUGUGUUACAGAUACACAGAAGUCACAAGAAGUUAGUAUAUGGCAUUGAUACUGCAUUAGUAAUGUUACCGCUCUCACUCUCACCCUUUCGUCCUCUCUCUUCUUCUUCUUCUCUUCCAUUUUCUUCCAACACCCACCUUUCUUCCUCUAUUUCCCAAGUAACAGCAGAACAAGACCAACACCAACAAAACUCACGACGAAAAAGCUCACAACUCGUUGCAUUAGAAUAUGCUGAACUCAACCUCUCUAACAACUUGGAUAUGGGUCAUGUCAGAAUCAGGCAACAUGUCAAUCCCCUUAGUUCUUCGUUCUCUACUCCUGCACAAGUACCAGACUGGAACCAGGUGUUUGCAGACCCUGCUCUGCCACUCAUGGUGGAUAUUGGAUGUGGCAGUGGUAGGUUUCUUAUGUGGCUUGCAAAAAGAACGCCUAAAGUGAGAAAUUAUUUGGGAUUGGAAAUACGGCAAAGGAUGGUGAAGCGUGCUGAGUUGUGGGUAAAAGAUCUGGCUCUGGAUAACAUACAUUUCUUGUUUGCAAAUGCCCCAAUUUCUUUCAAGCAGUUGGUAGAAUCAUAUCCUGGACCCUUGCAGUUAGUUUCAAUUUUGUGUCCAGACCCUCAUUUCAAGAAAAAACAUCAUAAGAGAAGGGUUUUGCAGAAGCCUUUGGUUGGUGCUAUUGUAGAUAAUUUAUCUCCUGGGGGACAGGUAUUUGUACAGUCUGAUGUGGUUGAAGUGGCACUUGACAUGAAAAACCAGUUUGACGAAGUUGAUGCACUUAGUCACAUAGAUGCUUUGAACUCUGAUAUAUUGUGUGACAGUGAAGGAUGGUUAUUAAGCAAUCCUAUGGGGAUUAGGACGGAGCGAGAGAUUCAUGCCGAAUUUGAAGGAGGAAAAAUCUAUCGAAGGUUGUACGAGAAGAAGUAGACAUGAAUGUUUUGUCACGCUUGAGUGCAAUCCUGUUCAUUCCAGACAUUUUAUUGUGUCUGGUGAUGUAUUCAUGCAUUUUAUAUGUUCAAUUUCAACCACAGGGGCAAAGCAUGCAUGCUCUUAGGAUGAUUACCAGUAUUUUCUCUAGAUAUUAAUUUUUCUCCUUUUUCUUAUAGUGGGUUCUUAAUUUUGAAAUAAUUAUUUACUUGUAACUUAAGAAAGUUUCUUUUAAUAAAAUUUGUAGGUGUUAUUGAGAAGUUA
Molecule: messenger RNA, 1260 nt
Organism: Medicago truncatula (barrel medic)
Lineage: Eukaryota; Viridiplantae; Streptophyta; Magnoliopsida; Fabales; Fabaceae
Product: tRNA (guanine-N(7)-)-methyltransferase
Exons: 8
Coding region: 49-996 (315 amino acids)
Biological process (GO): tRNA methylation; RNA (guanine-N7)-methylation
Cellular component (GO): tRNA methyltransferase complex
Molecular function (GO): tRNA (guanine(46)-N7)-methyltransferase activity
Source: RefSeq, a predicted model, not a curated record